GUUCAUGGGUGAAACGCCUUGAGCAAGCACCUACCCCUCCCCACUGCUUCAAGUGUGAUCAUUGUGUGUAUGAGCGGAUGAAUUACAUGCAGAAAACAACUUUCCCCAUGACUGAUAAAAUAAAGAAUAAUAAAUACAAUAUGCCUUCUUAAACAAAAGAGGUGUAAUUCCUCCCACGGGAAUGCAAGUACUAGUUUAGAAGUUGUGUGACUGAUGGAUCAUUUUCCCUAAUUAUUAUUAAUGACUUAAAGUUACAGAUAUUAAGGUAUCAUAAAACUUUGUAGACAAAAUAAUUUUGGCAGAUACUGAUGAUUAUGCUUUACUGUAAUAUAAAUAACUGCAGUAAGGAUAUCAUAAACGUGUGUUUUUUAAUAGGUUCUAGUUUUAUGUUUGCCAACCUGAUUUAAAAUAAUUCCCCAAAAGGAAAGAAUUUGUAAUUGCUCACGUUGAGACGUUUAUUAAUUUUGUAAUAUUUUUGUCUUUUUUUUAACCAGUAUCCGCAUGUUAUGCGUUUUAAGUUGUUUCGUAAAAAAAAAAAAAAAAAAAAAAAAACAGUCAAAGUUUAACGGAGGCUCUCGAGCCGAUCCGCCGUCAUCAUUCCGCUCUCGCGCUGCCUCCUUGUGGCGACGCCGUUUAAACGCACUUGUGGUUGCUACGGGCGACCGACAACAGACAGCUUUCAUAGCAACCAGCUCAAAGACGAAGUCCACAACACGGUAUCGGAAACAUUUUUGCACUAUUGUUUAGUUUGCUUUACAGAGGCUUUUAGUCAAGCAGCGCAGGAAGAUGUCGGAUAUUACUGAUGUGGGCUGGGACGAGCGCUACGCUAUCCCCGAACUCAACGCGGAAAACAAGGCUCUGAUGGAGGAGAUUCGCAAAAAAGAGAAGGAGCUGGUGCAGCUGGAAAACAAACUUGAAAGUAACAAGGAGCACAAGGAGUUGAUGGCAGAACUCUACAAAAGAGCGAAGCAAGAGUUGAAUAGCACUGAGGCUCUGUGCAAGGCAAAGGAAAGAGAGGAAGAGUUGGAGAAACACCUGACAGCCCUCACGGAGAGAGAAGCAAACCGGCUGGCUCAAGAGACUGCUAAGAUGAAGAAUGAACACAGAUCUUUCGCAGAGAGGAAAGACAUGCUAGAGAACCACAUCUUCAAGGCCAAGCAGAAGCUGGAAGAUUUUAAGCACCAGAUGAAAUGGGACCAGCAGACCAUGGAUGCCUUUUUGGAGGAGUCAGCGUGCAAAGAUGAGGACAUAAUGACCAUCAUCAAGUAUGCUCAGCAAGAUGAGCAGAGGAUCAAGUCACUCACUCUGGCUAUAGAGAAGACGACACUGGAGGUCAACGAGAAGCGCAAAUUGCUUGACAAAGAGUUGACUGAGACGCUAUCUGCACAGAUUGCUUUGGAUAAGACUACAGAGAAUUUGCAGCAGGCUCACUUGGAGACGCAGCAGCUCAUCCACCAAUGGGAGAACACCAUCAAGCAGAUGAAGCAGCGAGACGCUGAGAUGCAGCAGUGUGCACUGCAACUUGCCAAGGCCAACCAGGACAUCAGGGAAAGGAAUGCCACCGUUGCAGAAAAGAAACAUUUGCUCGAAACCCAGAGGAACAACAACAAGGAAACUGAGAGGAAGAUAGCCGUAGCCAACCGCCAGGCAGUGAAACUGCGGCGGAACCUGAAGGAGCGGGAGAAUGACUGCAGCAGGCUUCGUGAUGAGCUGAGUAGUUUGCAAGGCACACUGGACAGGACGACCUACGAUGUGGAGUCUCUGACGUCCAACAUAUCCCUGAUGAAGAAGAACAUCCAGGACAAUGAUAAAAAGCUCGAGGAGGCCCGGGCCUACAAUGCUGCGCUGGAGGAGAAGCUGCAGGUUGUGACUCAGACCACUCUUACUGAGGAGGAGAGAGCUGCACAGAUGGAGCAGCUGCUCAAGGAGGAGGAGCAGGCCGUCAAGGAGUUGGAUGUCCAGUUGCGUGACUACAUGCAGGAGCUCUUUCGACACAGAGAGUAUCUGCAGGCUGUUAAGACGAAGGAGAAGGAUUUCAUCGCACAGGUGUCGAAGAGCAAAUCCACCUUGAAAUACCUGAACAGCCAGAUCGAAAAGCUGGAGAAGGAUUUGCGAAAAAAGCAGGAGACCGUGAUUAAACAGGACUUGGAGAUAUCUCAGCUGAGCGGAAAGCUGGCGCGGCUACAGGGCGACCUGAAAUCAGAUGAAAAACAAGUGAUGGACGCGAAGAUUGCUGAGCUGACCAAAGUCCUAGAGGAGAAAAAAAACACAGCCAAAAUGCUUACCAACACGCUCAAGGAAUCUGAGGAUGAUAUUCGUUAUAUGCGUAAAGAAAUGGAGAAGUUAAACGCUAAGAAGGGAGAUCUAGCUGGGAAGGUGGAGGAGCUCGUACUGCUCUGUAACACCAAUGAAAAGGAGCUGAAGAGCCUCGCAGCGAAGAAGCAGGAAAACAUGGUGGAGCACAAAAUCAUGAAGAUGAGGGUCAAGCGUGUCAGGGACAUGCUGUACAACAAGGCGGACAGCGUGCUGUCCUUGGAGACGAGGAAACUGGAGAUGCAGAAAGCCAUAAAAGAGAGAGAGGACGAAAUCAAGAUUUACAAAGAAAUGCUCAGUCAGCAGCUGAAGAUCAGCGAGCAGGAGAGACAGAGGCUCAGCGCUGAACUCAAUGAGAAACUGCUCAAAAUCGACCUGAUGAAGAAACGCUACGAGGUUGUGACAUUUUCAAUGGCGGCUCCUGAGGGGGAAGAGGAGAGGUCCCAGGCUUACUACAUCACAAAGGCUGCACAAGAGAAAGAGGAGCUUAAGCGGAAAGGCGAUAGCUUGGACGCCAAAAUCCGCAAGAUGGUUCUGGAAAACAAAGCUCUGGAGAACACCAUCCAGCUGUUCAACAACAGUAACUCUGAGUUUCGCAAAUCUCUCCAGAAAGUAAAUGAAUCCAGUCCAGAGUACCAGGAAAAACUGAAGCUGGAAGAGCAACUGAGGGCAGUUGAGGAAACACUUAAAUAUAAGAAACGACAGGCGGCAGAGCUUCAACAGGACUUACAGGACAUGAACAAUAGCCUGCAGAGUCUGUUCCAAGAAGAGCAGCUGGAGAAAGAUAAGAUGAAACAAAAGGAGCUGCUCAUCAGCAAUCUGAAGAAAGAAAUCUCCGCCCAGCAAGAGAAAAUCAACAGAGCCACUAAACAGUGCACCAAGCUCACCAAAGAGAUCCGCUCAGCACAGAACAGCAGCACGGAGGUUUUUGAAGAGAAGGACAUUAAGCUGAGGGAGUUGAAAGAGUUCAACAAGAAAAUUGACAGGAUGCUGAAUGAGGCCAUGGAGCAAUCACCUGAACUCAGACCGGUGCUGGAGAAAUACUUCCUGCAGGCCAAUCUGUCUCUUCCGCCUCCUCCUUCCACUCCUGCCAGUCACCGCAGCUCAAAGACAAGUUCUGCCUGCAGCUCCGCCUCUCUCAGGUCUCCUCAGUCCUCAGCCAGCAGCAGCCCCAGGGCCUCCGCUCUUCCCUCCCCCACGCUGAAGACAGUGGAGCUGGGCUUGGAUCUGACUGCGCCCUCCCCACCUCUCACCACCUCCAGAUGUUCCAGCUCUGCCAGCAGCGGUGGCAGCAGCAGAAAGUCAAAGACGCUACAGAGGAAAUGAUGGAGGAUUAUCUAGUUAAGAUUUAGAUGAUUCAGAGUUCAGGGUCCUUUGUGUGUGUGGCGUCAUUCUGAAUUCUGAUCAAGUUGUAUACAUUAUAUAGUCUGAUAUAAUCUUUUCCCACUUUUCCUUUUUUAAUCUUUUCGUUUAUAAAUAUAAUUGGUAGCAGAAAAAAAUCUUCUAGCUAUUGUUUGUCUGUGGGAUUUGGUUUUAAGUGUGUUAAGCUAAAUUAACCUAUUACUAGAAGCAGAACAUCUCUUUACCUCCUACCUUUCCUGACAGAGAUGAUCACUGAAUGAUUCUCAGAGUAAUAAAUGAUAUGAAUCUAUCUCUAUAUCAGAGUUCCGCUUGGUUUCUUGGAGCGUGGCGAACUUUCAGUUCACUAACGAAAAGCCCAGCCUCGCAAUUUUCAUGCUCGACAGCCUCCUCAAAUUUCCCUGUCAGGUUUGUUUUGCCCUUGUUCUCCGGCUUGUGUUUCUGGCUCAGACAAUUCUUCUAAGAAAGUUCGCAUUGUUUCUGACACGCCACGCCCUCCCCUCUGUGCGACGGUCCCAUUUCUCACACGGAGAAAACAAGCAGUCGGACGCUCAGCAGGUGAAGAAGGAAGCUCUUCUCGUGAUAGAUUUCACUCUUAUUUGGGAAUAAAACGUCAACAUGCUGCUGCUGGUCUUGUUUGCCGGGUGUCUGGCCUCGUGUGCCGCGCAAACAACUUCCUUCUCUACCUCGACAACCACUACCCUUGCACCUGCUUCCCCUACACCAAUCAUGGAGGGAACAUCAGUACAGCCCGUGCCUAAUUUAGACACUGUGGCAAUCCUGGAGGCAGCUGUCCUGUCUUAUCUUGAGCUCAACGAGACCACACUCCCUGCGGUCUUGGCCGAGGUCGAGGCCCUGUUACAGAUUUACGGACCAGAGGCCGCCUUCUCUCUGUCUGUGAAGAAAAUCACACAAAAGUCUGAAGCCUCACAAGCCUCUCACUGAACGCUUCAGUUCUGACUACAGAACCGUCGUCUCUGAAGAAAUUAAUCCAUCUGUGUAUUUUUACUUUUUUUUUUUCUUUUCUAGAUUAUUCUCAAGGUGGUGAAUUUAAUGGUCUUUAUUUGAAGAAAACAAACUGAGAAUGGACCUGUUGUAGAAAAAUACCUAAAUGAUAUUGUUACGGCCCCUAGUGCCGCUGUAGUCGUUGUGUGGAAUAAUGUUUCCAUGACAGAGGUAAGUAGAAACGCGUGUAGCUGAGGUCAAACUUAAUUUGAGGGAAAACACUACAGGUGGUGGAGGUCUGAAUUGUUUUAUUUUUUGUUGGCUAAACUAAGUUUUUUUGGAUGUCUCAUCCAGCGUUUCUCAGUCACUUUGGUACAUAUCUCGAAUCAUUCUCAACAUUUGCAAAAACAGUAAGUGCCUUUUUCAAAACAAUUCAUACAAAUAGCAAAAACAAAAAACAAAAAAACUGUCUCUUUCUCAAAAUCCACGGUCCAUCUCUCAAAAGUAAAUAUCUGUGUCAAUGAACGUGUCAGUGCCAUCAGAAUGACAAGUCCUUGUGCCACUAUGUACGGGUUAGACAGUCAGAUUGCAAGUCAUGUUGUCAAUAUAACAGUGGAGUUAUGAUGUAAACUAUGGCUUAAGUUUUAAUGACAGUUAUUGUAACUUACACCACAGAGUAUGUGGGAAAUUGAUUACAAGAGACUGGACAAGAUUCACAUUUGCGCUUUAACUGUUCGUACUGUAGUUUGUUGACAGAUCAUAUCAUUGCGAUACAGAAAGGAAAAGACAGCACUCCAUAGCACAAAGAAAAAAAAAAAGAAGCAGAAAUGUGAACAUAGGACAACUAGUUGAUGGUUCAUGAGAUGCACCUUUGUUAGAGAAAGUCAAGAUUCACAAUCCAGCAGUUUAGCAAUUAAGGACAGAUUGACAUAUUAUGGCAACUUGUCCAAACAUUUUGCAUGAAAAGACUUGAAUACAAUGAACUAAUGUCUAAAUCUUGUGGGGCUGAGACUAUUUAACAGAGACACAUUAUAAUACAUUUUGAUCAACAUGUCAUAAGCAAUUGAUAAUGUAGGAAACAGCAACAACAACAACAAAAAAAAUGUACAUCAUUUACAUGGAUGUACCAAAGCAUUGUUCAAAGGACUGAGAAACUGCUUUUUUUGAUGUGCACAAGUGACACAAUAAUGUGAGGAUUGAACAGGUAGUUUUGAGAAUUUCAACUCUGAUCUGAGAAAUGAACCAAAGCUACUGAGAAAAACUGCAAAAGGAAGGAAAAUCCCUUUUUGCCACAUUUAUGGGAAUAAAAUGUCAAAUAAAUCAGCAGACAGACGUGAUAUGAUCAAACUCAUCUGUGACUAAGUUGUGAGUAGAGAAGGAUUUGAGAAGUGGAGAUAUCUGGCUCAGCAUAUGAGGAAAAACUCAUGUUUUCUCUGUAUUUAUCUAAUGCUUUUGGUGUUCCAUGUUUUUAUUCAGACUUUAUGAAUUCAUGUCUAAAUAUGUAACUAAGGUAUUCUCUAAUCAGAUCUGUGCUAACUGACAGACAUGUCAUGGAUCAAUGCGUUGUGAAAUUCAAUAAAAGUGAUGCAGAGAAA
This is a messenger RNA of Mugil cephalus (flathead mullet), 6212 nucleotides long. RefSeq names its product coiled-coil domain containing 39 (gene ccdc39). Bases 787 to 3639 code for a protein of 950 amino acids. Gene Ontology annotation, biological process: cilium movement; inner dynein arm assembly; cilium-dependent cell motility. The record is from RefSeq and is a predicted model, not a curated record. Gene Ontology annotation, cellular component: axoneme. The transcript has 23 exons. NCBI's taxonomy places the organism in Eukaryota, Metazoa, Chordata, Actinopteri, Mugiliformes, Mugilidae.